AUGUUCCAUCUAUCUCUCUGUGUUGUGAAGCCCCAUGUUGCAACCAUUAAGGAGAUGGCCAAGUUCCACACAGACUCACGCUACCUGGAGCACCUCCACAAAAUCAGCCAGGACGGAGACAAUGAUGACCCCCAGUCCGGAGACUUUGGCCUGGGUUAUGACUGUCCAGUGGUGGAGGGUAUCUAUGACUAUGCUACAGCGGUGGGUGGUGCCACCCUGACAGCCCCCCAGUGCCUGCUGGAUAAGAGGGGUGAGGUGGCCAUCGACUGGUCAGGAGGCUGGCACCACGCCGAGAAGUAAGAGGACAGGAAGGACCAGGGGAAAUGCUGAUGAGUGAUUUCUAUGAGAAAAACAAUUAAAUGUUGUUGAAUAAAUUAUGUUAGUUGGAGGUCCUCUAAUUGUUGGUACUUUCUGUCCUCACAAACUCUCACUUCACUUCCUGUCCUUGUCUUUCUCUCUGUAUCUUACCCUCUUGUCUCUGCAUCUCUCUCU
This is a messenger RNA of Oncorhynchus mykiss (rainbow trout), 492 nucleotides long. NCBI's taxonomy places the organism in Eukaryota, Metazoa, Chordata, Actinopteri, Salmoniformes, Salmonidae. The record is from RefSeq and is a predicted model, not a curated record.